Molecule: messenger RNA, 6662 nt
Organism: Bemisia tabaci
Lineage: Eukaryota; Metazoa; Arthropoda; Insecta; Hemiptera; Aleyrodidae
Gene: Dna2
Product: DNA replication helicase/nuclease 2
Cellular component (GO): cytoplasm; nucleus
Molecular function (GO): 5'-3' DNA helicase activity
Source: RefSeq, a predicted model, not a curated record
AUUGGCCAAAAGCCGGAUUGCACCAACUCAAACCAACAACAACGAAUUACAUAUUUUUACUUAUCCUUAGUUUAUAAUUUCUAAUCCGUGGAUUUUUAAGUCAAUAACUAAUUGUAACUGUUUAUUGUAAUCUUCUGUUUGACCUCUUUGCGAGAUAAGUCCGCUGUGAUCGUUUCACCGUUGACGGUUUUUAUCUGUGUCUGCAACACGGUGUUUCAAAGUCCUUAUCAUCCAUGUUAUCUCACUCAUCUCACAAAUUGACUGCUUUUAUUAUGUCCCUUUCUGUAACAAUGAAGCUGCUGCAAGAAUAAAUUCAGCAUAUAGUGGCUGUAAUUUUGUAGACAUCAUUUAAUUUCACAAAUAAAGCUUCAAAUUUCAUUGUUUCAGAAAUUGAAAUCGAAAUAGCUCUCUUCAUGUCGAGUGAGAGUUGAGAACACACAUAGUAACGUAGCUUCUAAGUUGUGGCAAUCAAAUGUUCCGAAACCUCUCCAUGAAGAAAACAAGCCUAAAGGCCAAAAGUCAGAAUGCAUCUAGCACUAGUUCCAAACAGAUGAAACUUGACUCUUUUUUUAACAAGAAGCACUCUCCAAAUAAAGAGAAUCUAAAAGACAACCAAUCAUCAAUUGUAAGUUCAACUCCUUUUUUGUGCCUCUCUGACAAGCAUGGAGAUGAAUCAGUAAUUGACUCCAGCAUAACAAUAUCAAAAGAGAUCGCAAGUAAAAGUGAAGAUUUGCACAUAGCUAGGAAGGAUAGCACAGAAGUAAGUGCUCUAAGAAAUAAGAAACGAAAAUCCAGUGGCCUAUUGGAUUUAAAGGACUUUUCUGAAGAUGAAUCUUUUGUUGAAAGUAGUUUGAAAGAGCCCAAUGUCUCAUGCCACUCGAAAACCAAGAAAAUCAACUUAGACAUUUCAACUAAGCGCGAUGCUAGCAUUAGUUUUCCUUGGAAAGACUUCAAAGAAUCAAAUGUUUCCAAUAAGGAAACAACAAUAGUAACUGACAAGAAACAUUCAAAAUUGAAGCACAAUAAGUGUCUUGCAAGACAGCAUAAGUCCGAACCAAAAUCUUUUUCAACGCUUGACUCCAACUGCACCACCAGUGAGAGUCCCUCUAAUCCUAAUGUUUCAAAUAGUCACAACAAAAAAUCAUCACAAAAUGAACAAAAUAAAAAAUUUCAAUCUCCAGAAAUCAAGAAAAAUAUUCCGAAAUCCUCUCCUAAAACAAAUGGAAAAGAUACACUCAGCUCUACUCCGAUGAGAGGAAAAAAACCCAAACCUGAUACUCCAUAUCCAUGCUUAAAACCAGCUUCCAAUAUCACUAGUAUUCUUUUUGAGUCAGUUAAAGACAGUAAGAGUCAAUCACCAAACACUAAACAAAAUGAUACUCGCAGUUUGUCAGAUUCAUCCAUUAAAAGUGUUAUCAGUGGAAGUCCUCAAAAUUCGAGUAAGAGCAAAAAAGAAUCACCUCUUGCUACAAAAAAUAAAAGCUUUCAAUCGACAGAAAGUGAUGGAAACAUGCCUAAAUCUACUCCUAAAAGGCGUGAAAAACCAGAGCACGAUACUCCGUAUCCGUCCUUGAGAUCAGUCUCAAAUAUCACCAGUAUUCUUUUUGAAUCAGUGGAGAAUGGCAAGAUUCAGCCGAGAAAUUCUGUAGCAGAUGAUGAUUGCUGUUUGUCAAAAUCUAUCUCCCAAAGUGCAUUACAAUUUCAAAUUGAAAGUGCUAACAAAAGCUCUCAACAUUCAAAUAUCUCAAGUAAUAGCAACAAGACAUCACCUUUAAAUGAAGGAAAUGAAAGAUUGCAAUCACCAAAAAGUUGUAAAGACAUUCCAAACCGUACUCCUGCAAGAAGAGAAAAAACGAAGCCUGAUACUCCAUAUCCUUUCUUGAAACCAGCUUCAAAUGUUACUAGCGUACUCUUCGAGACUACCAGUGACUGCAAGAUCCAAUCGGAAGAUCCAAAAUCUAGUAGCAACAGCUAUUUGUCAGGUUCAAACAUUGAAAGUGCAUUAAAAUCUCGAGCUCUUUUUUCAAAACUAAAAGUAAAUUCCAAGUCAGCAUCACCAAGUAGUCAUGAAACUCCGAAACGAAUUAGUACUGGCUCUUCCAUCCAACAUAAAAAAAAUGAGCCCAUCAUGAGGAAAAGUAUUCUAAAUUCAAGUGAGCCUUUAUUCGAAGACACACCUUUAAAAUCCUGUCAAAUCUCAAUGAAUGUCUGCAAAGCUGAAAGUGUAUCUGAAAGCGAGUCUAGUCCCAUGUUUAUGGAUUCUCAGUCUGAGCUGAACCGAAAAGGAAACAGUCUUACUAAGCAAUCAGGAAAUGAUAGUUUAUGGAGUGCUUCCUCUGGAUACAAUACCCGAGUUAUGUUUGAUAGUCCUGUUGAAACCAAUUCUGCCACUAAAUCGUUUUCAGACUCAUCAUUUCCAAGCAUCAUUUCCUGUACUGUUGGCAGUAGUGGCACUGUCUUUUUAACUCCACCAGAUACUGCCAAUUUUUCCAGCAAUGUGGAUGAAAUGUCACCAAGGAAAAAUCAGUGUGAAUCGAAAAGUGCCGAAAACAAUUUACUUGUCUCAGUCCCACAACACCCAUGUUCAGCCGUCAAAACUCAAGUAUCCAGGGUAGGGACAGAAGCUUUGGAAGCUACUUUAAAUAGAAGUUGUGACUCUAUUGUUGAAAGCUCUCAGCCUGAUUCAGCAGCUACCAGUAUGAAGGAUAAGAUGGCUGAUGAAGUCCUCUGUGAUGGUUUUGAGGAGGAUUUAAUAUUCGAUGAUUGGGAUUUCAGCUCACAAAAUCUGAGCAAACCAUUGAUGCUCGAAACGAUGAAACGGUGCAAAAUUACUGACAUUCAGUCUUCAAAUUGUGAAAAAUCAAUCAGUGUUCAGUUGUGCGAAGAUGAGAGUGCUCAGACUGUUUGCAAGUUGAGAGAAGCCUGGUAUCACACAAACUUGUCAGUCAGCAAUAUUGUAAAUAUUAUGGCGGAAUACAGGGAAAAUGAGUGGAUCAUAGACAACACCAAUGGACUUCUAAUCCUUAGUCCUGAUACUUUAAUCUCUGGCACCACUCUCAUGGGCUCCAUGUUCUGUCGACGACGAGCGGUUCUUGCCAACUCCUUCCCGACUGUUGAAGCUGGUGCCAAAUGUAUGGUCAUUGGUAGUUCUGUGCAUCUGCUGCUUCAAAAAGUCAUGCAGAAUAAUAUCCGUUGUGUGAAAAAAAUUCAGCAGAUAAUUGAAGAGAUAGUCUCUGACCCAGGUUUAAUUCAUCAGCUUCUCUUGUCGGAAAUGGAGUUUGAAGAAAUGAAGAGAGAGCUUUCCAAUUUUUCUCCAAACAUUUUGGAUUUUAUGGAAACUUAUGUUUUUCCUAAAAAGGGGAGCAAUUCAGGGAACAUGUGGAAUGGAAAAAUCACCUCAAUCAAAGACAUUGAGGAGAAUAUAUGGUCGCCUACGUUUGGAAUGAAAGGCAAAGUGGACGUUACAGUGGAAGUGAAUGCAGGUGGGCAGAAAAAAAUUAUGCCAUUUGAAUUGAAGACCGGUAAGAGUUCAAAUUCAGCCGAACAUCGAGGUCAGGUAAUUCUGUACGUAAUGAUGAUGGCUCAGCUUGGUUAUGACACAGACUCAGGUCUCCUGUUCUAUUUGAAGGAUGGUCAGAUGAAGGACGUCAAAGUUGACCACAAAGUGAAAAGGGACAUCAUGAUGUUGCGCAACGAUUUUGUCCACAAUAUCAUGUCAAGUCAAAAGAUUGCUUUUGAUGAAGAUGGAUCAAUAAGUGGGCCUAUCUUACCAGGACCCAUCAACCACCACAGUGCCUGUGCGAAGUGUCCUUAUCUAACACUUUGUUGUGCUACAUUAGCGGACAAUGGAAUGAGAGGUGUACACCCAAAAAACUCACUUACAAAUUUAGCCACAACUGCUUUGGGCCAUUUGAAGUCCUCACAUAUUUCAUACGUUUUUCACUGGGCUGGCCUAUUGAAAAUAGAGGAGGCAGAUAAAAAAUCCAGGAAUACUUCAGGUAUGAAAGACUUAUGGUGUCUAAGUGCAGAAAAAAGAGAAGAGACAGGCAUGUGCGUAGCAAAUUUGUCUCUAUCCAAAGUAGACCAUGUCGGUGAUACAUUUAUCCAUACUUUCAAGUUCCCAAAUCCGAACAUUUCCAAUAAUUUCACCACGGGAGACUAUGUAAUCAUUAGCUCUAAGUCACGCCCGGCUGUAGUUACUGGAAGCAUAGUGAGUACCUCUGAGCAUGCAGUCUCAAUCAGCUUAGAUAAAGAUCUCCGUUUGCGAGAGGAAAAAAUAUUUCACAUGGACCGUUAUGAAUCGCAGACAUUGUUGAACUUCAAUAUGUCAAGUUUGUGUGCAUUACUGAAUGAUUCACCUAGAGCUGGCCAGUUACGUCAGGCAAUAGUCGAACUAAAGUUACCUAGCUUCAACAAUGUUUCUCCUGCUCUACCUUCUAAUUUAACGAAGAAGCUAAAUAAUGGUCAAAAGAAAGCUGUAAUGAGAGCUUUCCAGGCUGAAUCUUAUAUGCUAAUAGAGGGCAUGCCUGGUUGUGGCAAAACUGAAACUCUAGCUUCUCUAGUCAAGCUCCUCGUUAAAAAUGGCAAGAGUGUCCUAGUCACGAGUCAUACUCACUCAGCCGUUGAUAACUUGGCACUCAGGCUUCAAGAUCUUGAUUUAUUGAGGCUUGGUAAGAAGGCCAAGAUCAAUCCGUCCUUGCACAGAUUUUCUGAAGAGGUCCUACUGUCAAAAUCUAAGUAUAAAACAGUUGAGGAUGUUAGACAGCUUUAUUUGAGUAAAUCUAUCAUUGCCGUGACCGUUCUGGGUUGCUCGCAUCCUCUCUUUAGUUUUCGUAGGUUUGAUGUAUGUAUUGUUGAUGAGGCAACUCAGGUGUUGCAGCCGUCAACGCUUAAACCAUUAAUUGCUGCAGAUAAGUUUAUCUUAGUCGGUGAUCCUUUGCAGUUACCCCCUCUUGUUCUCAGUGAUUCUGCUAGAUCUCUUGGGCUAUCGGAAAGCCUUUUUGUUCGACUGAGUCGCCCUGCUGUAACAGUUAUCCUCAACACGCAGUACCGAAUGAACAGUCGGAUCACAUCAGUAGCCAACCAGUUUAUGUAUCAGGGGGCUCUAAAGUGUGCCAACGAAUCAGUUGCAAAUAACACCUUGAAUCUUUCAUCAGAUGUUUCCGGCCCGUUGUGGUUGGAACGAGCGCUGUCUUGCAAAUUGGAGCAUUCAGUGGUUUUUGUCGAUAUCAGAGAUUCGAAUUCUGAUGGUGAAGUCUUUGAAAGCCCCACUGAGGCUAAAGUUUUAAUGAUUGCUCUUGAAUCAAUGAGGAGCAAAGGUAUAUCGGAUGAAUCGAUUGGUGUGAUUGCAGCAUACCGGGCACAAGUUAAUCUCCUUUGUCGUUUGACGGAGGAGAGAAAAUUUAAAAUUGAGGUCAACACUAUCGAUCAGUACCAGGGAAGGGACAAAGAUAUUAUUUUGUUUUCAUGCUCGGCACGUGCAAGUGCUUCAGAUGGAGGAAUCCUUAGCAGUAAGCAGAGGUUAUCAGUCGCAAUCACGCGUUCAAAACAAAAGCUAAUAUUUUUUGGAAACUCAACUUUGCUGAAAACUUACAAGACGUUUGAACGAAUUCUAGAAUGUAUUGGUGAUGAUUGUAUCGUGAGGGCAUAAUUUCUAGUUUUCCCUCCUUUUAAAAGGUUUACAAUUCCACUCCCAACAUUUUUUAGUGAAAUACUGCUCAUAAAAUGUAAUUUUAUCAAAUUUUAGUGUAUAUUUGUCUAUUUUAUUCAUAUUCACUGUGCAUUUUCAUCCAUCAACUAGAUCUUGAGAUAGAUAUCUUUUUUUAUCUCUUAUCUACUUUUCAUCAUUUUAAUAUUUAGAUAUUUUAUCCUUGCAUCCGCCUGUAUGAGUGUGUUAGGAAUAUUAAAUAAUCUUUGAAGUUGUAUUAGAGUUCAAGAAAAUGAAUAUCAGAUAGCUUCAGAUUCUCUCGCAGGGUUGUGAUCAUUUGUUCCAUUUUCUCAAAGAGAAACUACGAAAUUCAUCUCCUCUGCUAUUUCCUCUGCAUUAUUGAUGCUGAAAAGCAAUCUAAAGUGUGAAGUAGAUGUAUUGUUACAUUAUUCAGGUCCUUGGCUAGCAACUCUUUUGUCAUUAUUCUUAUCAUUGUUCAGGUCCAUUUUAACGAAUCUACUGGCAAUGCAUACAGCAGCCUUUUGUUUGAUUAUCUCAGUUCUGAUGAAAGCUGGGAAUUUUUUUAGGUAUUUUGAUCUGCAAUGGUUUCAUUGGGUGAUCAUCUUGGCCGUCAUGAAUUUUCUUACGAAGUAUAGGUUUGGCCUUGUUACCCUUUGAAACCAUAAGUGAUCAGGUGGAUAAUCUUAAAUUUACAUAUCGAUAAUUGAGGCCAAUUGCGUUUUUUGUAUACUGUAAAAUGGUAUUUUAUGUGUAAAAUAUGACAGGCGUUAGUUAAUUAGUGUGAAUAUAUUUACUGUUUAAUUGUGAUAGUCCUAUAGUUAAUCAGCUCAACUUUCUCUUCUUGAUUCCCUUGUUUACACUGUUUAAAGAUGGAGUAUCUUUUUUUCUAAAUCUACUGUCAUCUUAAUUAUAAACCUACGCACACUGGUUCUAAAAAUUUAAUGUUUUUUCUCACAAAAGUGUAGUAAAAUAAAUUUUUCUUAUGUUAGUAAAA